Molecule: messenger RNA, 783 nt
Organism: Prorocentrum cordatum
Lineage: Eukaryota; Dinophyceae; Prorocentrales; Prorocentraceae
Source: the annotation of a GenBank genome assembly
AUGUCGCCCGCCUUGUCGCGCGACGCGCUGAAGGCCAAGCUCCGUGCCAAGGCUAAGGCGGCAAAGGGGCUUCAGAGGGGUCGGAACCGCAUGUUGGAUCGCAUCAUCUUCGAGGCUGACACGAUGGAUGACCUCGGGGCGGAGAACCGCUACCUCAAGAUUCAACUCGUCUCUGAUCAGAUGUCGCCCGCCUUGUCGCGCGACGCGCUGAAGGCCAAGCUCCGUGCCAAGGCUAAGGCGGCAAAGGGGCUUCAGAGGGGUCGGAACCGCAUGUUGGAUCGCAUCAUCUUCGAGGCUGACACGAUGGAUGACCUCGGGGCGGAGAACCGCUACCUCAAGAUUCAACUCGUAUAUAUAUAUAUAUAUAUCAAGCUCAUGCGCUUCAAUCAGGAGAACGCCAAGCUACAGACAGCGGCCGAUAAGCAGGCGGCCAAGGAGACUGAGUUGAAGAAGAAGAGGAAUGCCGCUGAGUCGAAAGUGAAGAGCCUGCUCGCGGCGAAGGCGAAGGGCAAGGGCACCAAGCCCCAGGGGCCCGCCACCGUGAAGGGGCACGCCAAGGGGACGCAGCCGAAGGGCGCGAAGCGCACCGAGACAGUUUCGAUGGCGCCUAAGGACCCGCACGAGCUCCGCCGCAUGAUGGCCCGCAUCAGUUCGCCUACCUUGCCGAAGUACAGCAUCGCACGUGAGCAGGGCUCGCUGAUCGAGGCGGAUUCGGGUGGCACAGUGCACUCCGUCGAGACCAAUGUGGGCAAGCGCCGUGGCGAGUGCCUGAAGUACCCGUAG